AUGUCGAACUCCACUCUGCAGGCACAGAGCAAGAAGCAGAGACUCGUUGAGCUCGGGCGUGCCAUCUUUAAACGCCAAAGCGGCUCCAACACCAUCAGCGCUCGCUCCCAACGUGUAUUCCGCGCCACGAAAGCAAAGGGCAUCUGGAAAAACGGUCUCGAAAAAGCUCGUCAACAAUGGGGUAAAGUUCGAAAACACAAGCGGAGCACGAAGAGGGAAAGCACGUUUGACUCGAUCUACCCUGUGGGUCGAACCUCCAGGCCGAUCCAACACGACUUCUCCCAGCUUUAUCAAGACUUCACACCAGAGCAAUCCCCAUUUCCACCUGGCGGUGAGAGCAACCGAACCUCCGCUGUCUCUGUUACCGUGACCACACCAAGCCCGUCGAAUUCGCAACGAGACCAGGGGAAGCGGCAGUCUCAAUACAUCGUCCACAACCCUGACGAGCCGUCUCCCCUGUUCACUGGACGUCUUCGCCCUCGCCCUGAAUCCGUAUCCAUUGCUCAACCUCCAGCAUCGAUGAUUGGUGAAGCACCAAGCUCUCCUACCACAGCACGUACUUCGAGUAACACCGCGACAAACUCAGAUGUUAGCUCUAAGCAGUGGUCUUCCAGAAUGUCUCCACGCUCGAGAUGGAGCUUGAGUGGCUUCAGCUCCGGCAGUCCCACGCCAGACACGGAGAACUUUCCCGGCCAGGUCAAUCCCAAUGAGGUGGCUAAGAAGAGAAAGUCUAAGGAGACCAGGCGCGACUCUAAUGACAUACUGGAUGGCCAUCCUCGGUCUGAUCGACAGCGUCUCUCCAGCCAAGGAGAACAUACCGCUGUUGAGGUGACCUUGCCUCUUCGGCGGGCAUCGAUACCACCCCAGACGCCUUCUGUGCUGAAGCCUGGCAGGGGAGCAUCUCGGCCUGCGACCAUGCACUUUACACCUCCAAAGCUUUCUCCAGUACAAGAGAGUGCUUUCAGCAGCCCUGAUCGCAACGGCUUCGAACAAGGGCCAGAGAUCCCACCUGUUGCAUUCCCUGGGACGACGAUGGAGGGCUUGAGGAAAAGCAUCUACGACAUCGCUGGUCAUCCUCUAGAGAAUCAGCACUCUUGUGGUCGGGAUGAAGCUCUAGAUGCUUUGGAAGGCAAGCGCCCGUUCAAGACUGCAGCACGUCUUAGCACGGUCCGUUUCGGGGGCUCAGAGCUCUCUCCAGUGCAAGAGAGUGCUUUUAGCAGUCCCGAUCGUAGCGGUUUCAAGCACGGCCCGGAGCUACCACAUAUCCCAUACCCUGACUCAACGAUGGGUGACUUGAGAGACAGUCUCUAUGAUGUCGGUAAUACAGUGCCGAAAGCACAGCCCGACGCACACAUCGAUACCUUGGCCGCUCUUGAGGGUAAACGCCCCAUCGUCCGGGAGCCUUCCCAGAUCACCGAUCGUGAAGUCGACUCGGCGAUGAACGCAAACCACGCUCGCGGCUACCCAGGACAGGGAGCCUAUCGCACCUCCAAGUACGAGCCCUUCCAGAAAGGCAAGGUACAAAAACCGAAGCCGGUACCGAUAGCUACCAUGGGCCGAUCAAGGACCACGACUCCAAACACGCCUCCGCGGUCGUCGCGGGGCAAGCAGCCUGCCGAUGCGAGGGUUCGGGAGAAUCUUGAGAAGGCGCGCGAGGAGGUUGAUAAGAAGCACAAGCGGCUCUCGGAGAUGCUUGACCACGGCGUUGUUGUGACUCCAGCUUCGGUCAGCAUGCAAGGCUCGAGCGCUGAUGGAAGUUCUGAAUCUCCCCUGGAGCCAAACCCAGACCCUGUCGCAGCCCCCCGUCCUCCACCCAUCACCAUCACUCGCAAACCCGUCGCCAAGCAACCCUCGCAGAAGAAACCCGAUGUCCACAAACCUCUGCCGACUCUGCCUCCCACAGCACCACCAUCAGCCGGCCGCCUCACCCUCCUCGAAACCCGCCUCGCCGCCCUCGAAUCCCAAGUCGCAACCAGACCCCGCGCACCGCUCUCCAACGCAGCCGCUGCCGCAGGCGCCGCUGCGUCUCUCCACUCCGCUAUCCGGGCGGGAUCUACUGUGCCGAGGGGCCCUCAUCGUGCGAGGGCUUCGAGGAAGAGGGAUGUUCAUCAUGAGUAUGUGCAGCCGGAGCAGCCGAGCGCGGGGAAGAUACUGCGGGAUGUGGUUGGGUUGGGGAGGGGGGUUUGGUGGAGGUUGUAG
Messenger RNA from Zasmidium cellare ATCC 36951, 2199 nucleotides. RefSeq lists its product as uncharacterized. Bases 1 to 2199 code for a protein of 732 amino acids. NCBI's taxonomy places the organism in Eukaryota, Fungi, Ascomycota, Dothideomycetes, Mycosphaerellales, Mycosphaerellaceae. The transcript has a single exon. The record is from RefSeq and is a predicted model, not a curated record.